Molecule: messenger RNA, 678 nt
Organism: Orycteropus afer afer
Lineage: Eukaryota; Metazoa; Chordata; Mammalia; Tubulidentata; Orycteropodidae
Gene: RGS19
Product: regulator of G protein signaling 19
Exons: 5
Coding region: 1-678 (225 amino acids)
Source: RefSeq, a predicted model, not a curated record
AUGCCCACCCCGCAUGAGGCUGAGACACAGCACACAGGGCCAGAGGAGGCAGACCAGCCCCCCCCCAUGUCCAGUCAUGAUGGAGCCCCCUCAGCGGCCCCUCCUGUGGCCACCCCAUCUGCUCCCAGCCGCAACCCCUGCUGCUUGUGCUGGUGCUGCUGCUGUUGUUGCUCCUGGAAUGAAGAGAGGCGGCGAGCUUGGCGGGCCUCUCGGGAGGCCACACUGCAGCCCCUCCCCAGCUGCGAAGUAUGCACGGCGCCGAGCCCUGAGGAGGUACGCAGCUGGGCACAGUCCUUUGACAAGCUGAUACACAGUCCGGCGGGUCGCAGUGUGUUCCGCGAGUUCCUGCGUACCGAGUACAGCGAGGAGAACAUGCUCUUCUGGCUGGCCUGCGAGGAGCUCAAGGCUGAAGCCAACCAGCAUGUGGUGGACGAGAAGGCCCGGCUCAUCUACGAGGACUACGUGUCCAUCCUGUCCCCUAAGGAGGUGAGCCUGGACUCGCGCGUGCGGGAGGGCAUCAACAAACGGAUGCAGGAGCCGUCUGCGCACACGUUCGACGAUGCACAGCUACAGAUCUACACGCUCAUGCACCGGGACUCCUACCCCCGCUUCCUCGGCUCCCCGACCUACCGUGCCCUGCUGCUCCAAGAGCCCACCCCCUCCUCCUCGGAGGCCUGA